GUGCGUGCGUGACAUGGAGGGGGAGGGAAACAUGGGGGGGCUUGAGGGCCCAGCUUCACUCCCCUGCAGUACACGCGCGCUCGUGCGCUUCCCACAUAACGAGCGCAGAGCGAGCAGGAGGCCAGACAGGAGAAGGAGCUUCCUCUGCCCUCCGGUGAGACCGGGGGCUCGCGGAGACGCCAUGGAUCACAUCGGUAUGCUGGGCGCGCAUCUGCAGCAGCACGCGCACGUGGAGCCCAUCAGCUUCGGCAUCGAUCAGAUCCUCAGCACCGUGGAGCAGAGCUGCAUGCUGGGGGCCAGGAUCCAGGAACCGGACUACGGACACCCUGCGUACAACCCCGGCGGCGGCGUGAACUAUCCGUGCGCAAACAGCGGAUACAGCGGCAGCGGCAGCUCGUGCGGGGUGACCUCCUAUGGAGGAGGCUAUCACAUGAACAUAAACGUUAACGGAACUAACGUGAACUCCUCCGGGGUCAUCCGCGUCCCCGCGCACCGGCCUCUCAGUGGCGGGAAUUCCAGCGCGCCGCCACUUAGCGGAGCCGUGAACAACCUGAACGCGCUCACGUUCCCGUGGAUGGAGAGCAACCGGAGAUACACCAAGGACAGAUUCAGCGUGUCCCUCUCACCCCUCACUGUAACACGCCGUAUAGGUCACCCGUACCAGAACCGAACCCCUCCGAAGAAGAAGAAGCCCCGGACGUCGUUCAGCCGGCUGCAGAUCUGCGAGCUGGAGAAGCGCUUCCACCGGCAGAAGUACCUGGCGUCGGCCGAGCGCGCGGCGCUGGCCAAGGCCCUGAAGAUGACCGACGCGCAGGUCAAGACCUGGUUCCAGAACCGGCGCACCAAGUGGAGACGGCAGACUGCAGAGGAGCGUGAGGCCGAGCGGCAGCAGGCCAACAGGAUCCUGAUGCAGCUGCAGCAGGAGGCCUUCCAGAAGACCAUCAACCAGCCGGUGACUCCAGAUCCACUGUGCCUGCAAAACAGCUCCCUGUUUGCUCUGCAGAACCUCCAGCCGUGGACGGAGAGCACCACGAAGAUCAGCAGCGUGUCGGCCUGCGAGUAGGGCUCAUGCAGCCUGAAGACCGACCUCCCUGCCGUCACAGAGACUGCUGGGAGGAUGACAGGAAACGAGGCCUUGGACUCUCCUGGAACAGCGUUCAUCAUCAGACACGGACUGCCACUGCUGAUGGGGAUUCUCAGCACUUCUCUUAUUAAAUGGGACCACCGUCUGCCAGAAUGCUUCGCUGUGGAGGCUUUGAGCAGCUGUUGGCUCUGUUGCUACACAGUGACGAGAAACUCAAACUUUGAGCCUUUCUCAUCAGACAGAAGAACAAAGCACUUGAUUCAAUGUCUUCUAUGAAUUUAAACACAAGAUUUAAUCUCAGUAACACACAGCAGUCUUAAAACAUGUAACACCAUCAGAAUGUAAAUAGAAAGAAAACAUUAUUGAGUACAACUCAGAUUUUGUUUUUAUAUUUUGUAUGAGCGUUUUUCUCUGACACGCCAAUGAGAAGAAGGAGCAAUAAAGCAGAUGUUUGGACGAUGCAGAUUCCCGCUGUCAGCUGCUCCAUUGUGCUGGUGUGUGAGAGGCAGAACUUUGAGCUGACACGUGAGGAAAACAGGUCAGGAGGUGGAGAGUCGAUACCACAACAUUUAAUAAAAAGACUGACACUCAGGCGGGAGUGAUUAAUGAGACAAUAAACGCACUUCAGACUGUCUGUGGGUCUGUGUGUGUGGGUGUGUGUGUGUGUGGGGGGGGGUUAUGUGUGGGUAU
Molecule: messenger RNA, 1774 nt
Organism: Oryzias melastigma (Indian medaka)
Lineage: Eukaryota; Metazoa; Chordata; Actinopteri; Beloniformes; Adrianichthyidae
Gene: tlx1
Product: T cell leukemia homeobox 1
Exons: 3
Coding region: 14-1063 (349 amino acids)
Biological process (GO): animal organ development; regulation of transcription by RNA polymerase II
Cellular component (GO): nucleus
Molecular function (GO): RNA polymerase II cis-regulatory region sequence-specific DNA binding; DNA-binding transcription factor activity, RNA polymerase II-specific
Source: RefSeq, a predicted model, not a curated record